This is a messenger RNA of Pediculus humanus corporis (human body louse), 2067 nucleotides long. RefSeq lists its product as uncharacterized. Bases 1 to 2067 code for a protein of 688 amino acids. The record is from RefSeq and is a predicted model, not a curated record. Gene Ontology annotation, molecular function: protein binding. Lineage: Eukaryota; Metazoa; Arthropoda; Insecta; Psocodea; Pediculidae. The transcript has 12 exons.
AUGUCGCGAAAAGUUAAAGAAAAACAACUUCUUGUGAUUGGAGAAGAAAAAACGGGGAAAUCAAUGACGGAGACCAACGUAUCGAAAUUAAUAUCGACAGACGAUUCGCAUAAUUCACGAACUCUCACGUCGUUGAACAUGAUGAGAAAAAAUAAAAAUUUUUGCGACGUCGUUUUACACGUUGGAUCGUCGGAAAUACACGGUCACCGCGCCAUAUUGGCCUCCGCGAGCCCGUACCUAUUUCAAAUGUUCAGCGUCGAAGAUGAAAAAAAAGGGAACAAUCGGGAAAGGUCUUCCAUGUCGUUUAAAUUGAACGGCGGAUUCGACACGAAAUCCCUCAACAUUCUCAUAGAUUAUGCUUAUACAGGACGGUUGGAAGUUCAAGAUUCGAUGGUUAAAAACGUUUACUUGGCGGCGACGCAAUUGAAAAUGGGAAAAGUAGCAAACAAAUGCGUUGAAUAUUUGGUAGAGAAUUUAACGGUGGAUAAUUGCACGGAUAUUCGAUCAUUGCCGGGGAUAUCGAACAAUAAAAUAAUAUUGGAAAAAAUAAACGGUUUCAUAACGGAAAAGUUUGAUUCCCUCGUCAAAGCUCCGUCUUUCAUAUGUUUGCCAUGUUUUAAAAUAGAAGUUUUGAGUCAAAGUCGUCAGGAAAUGGAAUUGGUUAAUCCGGCAGCGUUGAUACGUUUGUCAAUACAAUGGAUUCAAGGACAGCAAGAUGUUAAAAUGGAAAGGUUGGUGGAAAAAACUCAUUUAUUGUAUUUGGCCUUGGAUAACACUUUACAAGAUUGUUCAGAGUUGCCGAAUUCGGAUUUGUCAGAUUCGGAAAUAGUACAGGAUUAUAAAAAAAUGUCAAAGAAACACGGUACGGGUUUGUCGACGGGUAAACAUAAAAAAGUACCUCUUCAACCCGCUGGACCGAGAGUUUUGAUCCUUGCCGACAGUCAUCCGAAAAUAUUCGAACAGGAUCCCGGAUGGGAUUUGGUGGCGUUUAGUCGGAUAGGAGAGCAUUCAUUCCUCGCAUUAACUUUCAUAAAUAAUCAUUUAAGCCGUCUUUCGAUAUCAAUGAAAUUGAAUCCGAGCCCUAUAACCACACCGGAAAUAACGAGAUCCGUUUCAAAUGGUCCAGACACUUAUCAAAUGAUGGCCCAUAUGACUGAUGUUAAAUGCGCAGCCGGCUGCGCUAAUUUUAACGAGACUCUUCUUGUUUGCGGUGGUUACGAUCGUGGAGAGUGUUUAAAGUCCGUUGAAUCGUACGAUCCGAGCACUAACGUUUGGGCCGCUUUGGCACCACUCAAAGAAGCUCGAGGACGGUUUAACAUAGCCGUAGUAUUAGGUAACGUGUACGCCGUGGGAGGAUCGAAUGGAUGCACGGAACUUUCCACCGUUGAAAAAUACGAUCCGGAACUUCAUAAGUGGACCAGAGUAUCAAAUUUACCCAUAGCUCGCUCAAACGCCGGGGUUUGCUCCUUGAACGACAAGUUAUACUGCAUAGGAGGUUGGAAUGGAGAAAUGGGAAUGAAACAGUGCGAAAUGUACGAUCCAUUGACUGACGAAUGGGUAACCAUAUCACCAUUAAAAACCGGACGAAAUCAGGCCGGCGUUUGCGCUUUCGGUAAUAAAUUGGUUGCCGUGGGAGGUUGCGAUGCGUGGAAUUGUCUUUCAUCGAUGGAAAUAUACGAUCCGGUAGAAAACGAAUGGGUCAUGGGACCCUCGAUGACCACAAACCGGAGGGGAUGUGGCAUAGCAGAAUUUAAAGGUAAACUUUACGUCGUGGGAGGUUCGGACGGGACUCAUUCUCUUGCUUCGACGGAAAUAUUCGACUACGAAGAACAAACGUGGUCUCCGGGACCAAGCAUGACGACUCCGAGGGCUAACGUCGGCGUGGCAGUCAUAGGUAAUAGAUUGUAUGCCGUCGGAGGAUUUUCAGGCAAGACGUUUUUAAACAGCAUCGAAUAUUUGGAUGAGACGACAAACGAGUGGACGACGUUUGUACCGAAACCGUUGUUGUUGUUGUUGAAUAUGAAAAAUUCAACAUUGGAUGAAGAUUUGGAUUUUGGAAGGGACUGA